AUGCUCGAGAACUGGCAGCAAGUGCGCACAUACCCUGACCAUCUGGGUCACCGCGUGGUGCUCGAGCAGUUCAUCGAGCCAGGCUUCUCUCCAGAUCCCGACCACCUGGUUUCCAUCCAGGUCUACAGCCUUGUACACCUGGACGACGACCACGAACAGCUGCGGAAUUACCUGAUGCAAAGUUUCUGGCACGAAGAGGUCAAGCCUUUGUUCGAAAUCUAUUCAUACCACCCACCCGACGCCUUCGCCUGUAUUGAGCAUAACCGCCUUGAAAUCGCCCGCCGCAAGCAGCAACACCAGUCAGGGAUCGAGAAUCCACUUCCGCUAAUCCCGCAAUUCACCCGUAGCGACGACUCGACUGUUGGGUUUUGUGUCCUACUGCGAUCGCAUAGCUAUCGACUAGGUCGUAUUGAGGACUCGGACGAGCUUGCUAAGCUGGGCGAAGGCCCGGACUUGCUCUAUUUCAACCGCUCGUUUUCUAGCACGCGUAGUGAUGUUGACGAGACGCAGCGUUUAUCCGAGCACGAGAAUCUCUCGCCAGAAGCAUUUGAGUUAGCCACCGAUCGUGUCAUAGACCAGAGUUAUAUCGGCCAGAUUAUCAUGCUCGAUAUCUUUAAUAACGUCGCUUGCCCCGAGCUGCGAUAUGGCUUAGAUAUAGACGAGGGUGCGCCUCCUAGCUCAAAUAUGCCGUCAGAAGAGCAGAUACGCGACCAGCUAGGCCAGGAAACUUCAGUUGGCGGCUUCUAUCUUGAUCCGGCAUUCCAGAUUUCUCAGGAUACCGACAUAAUAAUAGUCACCAAUACUCCUAAGGGAAACAUUCCUGAUCUUCAAUACGUUGUCCAUGCGCUUUUUCUCAACUCCAUCCGCGACAUAGGGUCCUCCCUUUUAGAAAGCACAGCGCGCCUCUUCACAGCGUCAAUUGUCUCCCACCUUCCGGCCAAUAAAACCCUCACUCUCAAAUUCUUCAUCCCAAAGUCCCCUUCCUGGUCGGCCAUCCGCCUCGCCCAAACCGAAGUUCUCGAAGUUCAAUCCCACCAAACCCAAGGAGGGGACCGAGAAGAUCCCUUCCCCAUCGGCGCCCUACACAUCUUCCCCGGCGACGAACAAUCCUCCACACACCGCAUCACCCCCCAAGAACCUGAACAAUAUAUCAUCGCAGCACAAGGGACAUCCAGCACGAUCUUUCGUCUGUUCACAGUUGUGCUCGAUCGUGCCAAGUUUGUCUCCGAGGCCGGAGUUUACUUCUACAUGGCGGACUGGGAUGCGUCCGAGGACCCUUACUCUGAGGACGGCCCAGAUAAUACGCAAGUUUUGCGGUGCGUGGAUAUGAAUACGACUGCCGGACGGUUGGGGAUGGUUGUUCUUGACGGGUAA
Messenger RNA from Penicillium concentricum, 1374 nucleotides. RefSeq lists its product as uncharacterized. The transcript has a single exon. Bases 1 to 1374 code for a protein of 457 amino acids. The record is from RefSeq and is a predicted model, not a curated record. Lineage: Eukaryota; Fungi; Ascomycota; Eurotiomycetes; Eurotiales; Aspergillaceae.